Molecule: messenger RNA, 1035 nt
Organism: Lucilia cuprina (Australian sheep blowfly)
Lineage: Eukaryota; Metazoa; Arthropoda; Insecta; Diptera; Calliphoridae
Product: malate dehydrogenase, mitochondrial-like
Exons: 1
Coding region: 1-1035 (344 amino acids)
Biological process (GO): tricarboxylic acid cycle; malate metabolic process
Cellular component (GO): mitochondrion; cytoplasm
Molecular function (GO): L-malate dehydrogenase (NAD+) activity
Source: RefSeq, a predicted model, not a curated record
AUGCUAAGACAAUUAUCGAAAGUUUUGUCUGGAAAUACCAACAAACGUUUUAUAUCCUCCACCUCUGCGUGUUUUAGUCGCAUUACCGUUAUCGGUUCAGCUGGUGGCAUCGGUCAGGCUCUGGCCAUGCUUAUAAAAGCUGAUCGUCUAGUUAGCGAUUUAGUUUUAAUGGAUAUUAAAAAUACCGACGGCAUAGCAGCUGAUGUUUCACACAUCGAUACAUUUUCGGGUGUUAAGGCAUUUACGGGUGCCGAUAAAUUGGAACAAUCUUUGGAAUGUUCAAAUUUGGUGGUCGUAGCAGCGGGUGUGGCUAGAACGGAUAAAACUACUACUAGGGCUGCUUUAUUUGAUGCCAAUAAGGAUUUGAUAUAUCAGAUAACAGCACUUAAAGCUAAAAUCUGUCCAGAGGCCAUAUUGGCUAUUAUAACAAAUCCAGUUAAUGCUUUAGUGCCAUUGGCGGCCGAAACUUUAAAGCAAUUGAAUUCCUAUGAUCCCAAGAAAUUAUUUGGUGUUACUAAACUAGAUACCAUGAGAGCACGCACCUUUAUAGGGGAACAUUUAUUGGUAGAUCCCGCAAAAGUUAAGGUUAAUGUUAUAGGAGGCCACUCUAGUAAUACCAUUAUACCCUUAAUAUCCACAGCUACUCCCAAGGUACAGGGAGAUUGUGAAGAAUUAUCGGUUAUAUAUGAACGUAUAAGAUGUGCUGGAGCUGCUGUGGUUAAGGCUAAAGGGGGCAAAGAAUCGGCUCAACUUUCAAUGGCCUAUGUGGCGGCGACUUUUUGUAAUUCCCUAUUAAAGGCCAUGGAGGGUAAAUCGGGUGUGGUGGAUGUGGCUUAUGUCGAAUCUAAGGUAAUGCCUGAAGUUAAAUUUUUCUCCUCUAAUGUUGAGUUGAGUAAAGAGGGUAUAAAGGGAUUCGAAGCAUUGCCUGCCAUGAGCAACUAUGAAAAGGAGUUAUUGAAGAAAGCCUUACCGGAGUUAAAGGACAGCAUAGAGCAGGGUAUUAAAUACGCUCAAAGUAAAAAGGGGCAGAAAUGA